UCAAGUGGCAUGACAUGAGACAUGUGUGUUCCAAUCUUGAUUCGCCACACAGUGCGCGUUUCACGCCAACAUAGAUCCUCCCUCUUCACAACUCACUCACUCCACAGACCACAGUCCACCUCACUUCACAACACGAACACCUUCCUUCAUUCACAACUCAUGGAACCCAACAAGAAGUGGUUCCUCCCACUCAUUCUCCUCUCCCUCUUCCCUUCCUCCAACUCCUCCCAACGCCACCACACCCCGGCCCCAAAGGAAGUGCCUUGUUUCGUGGAGUCCCAGCUGAGCGUGAGUCCCACAUCGAGCGGCGCGCUUCCCAGAAUAGCCUACUUAAUCUCGGGCUCAAUGGGCGAUGGGGAGAGUCUGAAGAGGACGCUGAAGGCUCUGUACCAUCCCUGGAACCACUACGCGCUGCACUUGGACCUUGAGGCCUCUGCCACUGAGAGGUUGGGCCUCGCGGAUUUCGUCAAUAACGAACCUCUCUUUGCAAUGUUCGGGAACGUUAGAUUCCUCGUUAAGCCCAAUUUGGUUACUUAUAGAGGGCCCACUAUGGUCACUAAUACCCUUCACGCCGUGGCUAUUUUGCUAAGCCAAGCCAGGGACUGGGAUUGGUUCAUUAAUUUGAGUGCUUCUGAUUACCCUUUGGUCACCCAAGAUGAUCUGCUGCAUACGCUGUCGUUUAUUCCGAGACACCUGAACUUUAUCGAACACACUAGUGAUAUUGGUUGGAAGGAGUAUCACAGGGCGAAGCCAGUUAUAAUUGAUCCAGGCCUUUAUAGCAUAAAUAAAUCUGAUGUAUUUUGGUUAUCAGAGAAAAGAAAAGUGCCCACAGCUUAUAAACUGUUUACAGGUUCUGCUUGGAUGAUGCUCUCUCGCCCAUUUACUGAGUACUGCAUAUGGGGUUGGGAUAACUUGCCUAGAAUAGUCUUGAUGUAUUAUGCCAACUUUCUAUCUUCUCCUGAAGGGUACUUUCACACGGUUAUCUGCAAUGCUGAGGAGUUUCGUAACACUACGGUUAAUCAUGAUCUCCACUUCAUAUCAUGGGACAACCCUCCAAAACAACACCCUCAUUUUCUUACACUUGAUGACUUCCAGAGAAUGGUAGACAGCAAUGCUCCUUUUGCUAGGAAAUUUGGCAGGAAUGAAUUAGUCUUGGAUAAGAUUGAUACUGAACUCUUGGGACGAAAUGCAGAUGGUUAUGUUCCGGGCACGUGGUUCAGCCAAGCAAAUUCAAGCAUCAUUAAUCAGUAUUCUGCCAUAAGAAAUAUCACGGACCUUAGGCCGGGCGCCGGAGCUGAAAGGCUUGGACGCCUAAUCAAUGGUUUAUUAUCAGCAGAGAAAUUUCAGGCAAAUCAGUGUUCUUGACCUGAGUUUGGAAUGCCUGUUAUGCUCAUUGCUGCUUUUCCGUCGUCCAACAGCUGAGAGGCAAACAAUUCGUUUCAUCAGUUGAUGCCUGACAUUGCUAUGAGAUCAGACACGAAAUGGAUACCUUUGAAUUGAUGUUCUGCACGAAAAUCGUAACAGGACCACACCAUUUAUUAAACUAUAUAUACUGGAUGAAUGCAACUGUUGUACUCGUUAUGAGAUUUAUAGCAAAUAUGAUAUUCAAUUAUGCAAUAACACAUUGGCAAGAUGGUUGUUAGGCUACCACUGAAAUAAGCCUGUGUAAAAUGUUCUCCAAAUUCUUUAUGCAAUGAAUUACAGUAAAAAUAAUAAGUGUUAAUUAUUUUAA
Cajanus cajan (pigeon pea) is the source of this 1732-nucleotide messenger RNA. Lineage: Eukaryota; Viridiplantae; Streptophyta; Magnoliopsida; Fabales; Fabaceae. The record is from RefSeq and is a predicted model, not a curated record.